Messenger RNA from Hibiscus syriacus, 695 nucleotides. RefSeq lists its product as uncharacterized. The transcript has a single exon. Bases 101 to 580 code for a protein of 159 amino acids. The record is from RefSeq and is a predicted model, not a curated record. Lineage: Eukaryota; Viridiplantae; Streptophyta; Magnoliopsida; Malvales; Malvaceae.
CCAUAUAACGGUUUUCUCUUUCCCUAUACCUUCUCUCUUGCCUUCAAUAUCUUCAUCAAAUCUUUUCACCUUUCAUUUGCUAGUUUGAGUCUUUGGAUCCAUGGGGAAUUACAUUUCCUGCACCUUGGCCACUCCCUUGAUCAAGGGCGGAAAAGCGACACGUGUUGUCCUUCCCUGCGGCGAAAUCCGCCAAUUUCACGACUGCGUUAAGGCGGCCGAGCUUAUGUUGGAGUGUCCUAAUUAUUUCCUCAUCAAUUCCCGGUCUCUACACAUCGGUAAACGGUUUUCGGCCUUGAGUGCCGAUGAAGAAUUGGAGCUCGGCAAUGUUUUCCUCAUGUUCCCGAUGAAAAGACUCAACUCUGUGGUGACCGCAGCCGAUAUGGCCGUACUUUUCAUGGCGGCGAAUGCUUCGGCCAAGAGAAUAUCGUGUGGAAACGUUAGCAACGAGGAAGAAAGCUCGAUGGGAGGACCGAAAUUGAGCUUGGAAGGGGUUGAAGAAUUUAAGUACAGGUUAUCCGUUUGUAGGUCAAGAAAGCCUUCAUUAGAAACAAUCAAAGAAGAGCAUGUUUGCUCAAGGUGAACAAAUCAAUCAUGUUGGGUCAGUAAUACAAAGUUUACCCUUUUGGUUGAUUUGCAUAUGUAAAAAGACCAACAUGUUGUUGUUUUAAAAAAGGUGAAAUAUUUGAGUCAAUAAU